Molecule: messenger RNA, 642 nt
Organism: Rotaria sp. Silwood1
Lineage: Eukaryota; Metazoa; Rotifera; Eurotatoria; Philodinida; Philodinidae
Source: the annotation of a GenBank genome assembly
AUGGAACCAUGUGAAACAUCAAUGGAUAAAUUUUAUACCACCAUGCAUGCAAUAGAAAAAACACAACAUCUUGAUUUAUUACUUAAACGCAUGAUUAAUCAUAUUGCUGAUGCACUUCUUUUUCUUAAAUCACAAAAUAUUCUUCAUCGAGAUGUUAAACCAUCUAAUAUCUUAUUAAAUCAAAAUCCUAUCAUAUUUAAACUUUGUGAUUUUGGUACAUGUGGUCAAUGGUAUUGUUAUGUGGCGUCUUCAUCAGUGCAACGAUCACUAAAUUAUUUAGAGCCUGAACGAAUGCGUCCAAAUUCAUCAACUCAUGGAUAUAGUAUACGAUCGGAUAUGUGGGCAUUAGGUCUUUCUAUUGUGGAAAUAGCUACAAAUAAACAUCCAUUUUCUACAAUGAGCAUACUUCAACUGAUGAAUGAAAUUAAAACAUGGAUACCUGAGUUACCACCAAAUAUAUCAGCAGAAUUACAAGAACUUGUCUUUUGGUUACUAAAAAUACAACCAGAAGAUCGACCGGAAAGAUAUGAAAACAUUUUGACAUCACCUGCUAUACAAUCAUUACCUACAGAAAUAACUAAGGAAGAAGAAGAAAUGGUAAAAAUUAUUAUUGAACAUAUACCACAAGCAAAUGACGAUUAG